AUGCCUGUGCCAAUUUACAAUGGUAUGACCUGGGCCCGACAGCUACGGUGAGCGAUAAGAACCGCUCGCGUACACUUAUAAGCCAGUCUCGAAAGUACCCCGCUAUUUCUGGUUCUUGUGCUACUUUGGGGACGAAACCAGUGGCGUCAAUUGUACAGUGUUUGUGUACAGAUCGCUGGGACUUUGGCCUGGACUUGACGCGGCUUUUUGCGCCGUUGCGGAAGUUGUACCUUGAGAGAAACCCUCACACCUGCACCUGAAUCGCCGCGCCUCUCAUACAGGUGUUCCUGCUGAAACCAGACCGUGACCAUGGAUGACCUUGAGCGGCAGUUGAAAAAGUUCCAGCAGCGCUACAAGGUGUUCAGUCAGCAGCAGCAGACGUUCACACAGGCGUUAGACAGAGCCAGAACCGACGCCUUCCAGAAGACGGCCGUUGUCCGCUCCAUAAACCAGAUCCUGGGCUGGCUGGAACACGCCGUCCACAGCGCCACGGACCGCAGGAUCCUCAUGCUGUUCGUAGAUCUGUGCCGAGAUCUGGACAGAUUCAGACAACAGGUAGAGAGUCACAACAUGGUGAGGGAGCAACUGAACAGGAACCAGACCUUCCCACACGGAGAGGUCAACCACCUCAGCUGUGACGAGGCCAGGAACUACUUCGGCGGUGUAGUGAGCCUGAUUCCUGUGAUAUUGGACACAAUCAAUGAAGUCAUGGAGAACCUCGCGUCUCCCCGCCUGUCCUCGACGCAGAAGUCCAACGCGUCAUCUCAGCGGCUCCCCUCAAGGCAACAUUCGGGGCAACAUGGUCCACCCAACGGUACCAUGGGGCAUACAGAGGAGCGCCACACGCGGUUCGCACCAGAAGUGCAGCAGAUCCCGAUAGAAGGGAAGGCUCCCCAGCAGAGCAAGUAUUACGGCACUGAGGUGGAGGAUCUAUUGAAGGACAUGCAGGAGAUGAAAUGGGCAGCCUCUAGGAAACCAUGGAAACCAUAAGAAAUCAACCACAAAAAUGGAAAUGAAACAACAA
Messenger RNA from Branchiostoma floridae (Florida lancelet), 1024 nucleotides. Its product is annotated as sperm acrosome-associated protein 9-like. The coding region runs from base 310 to 990 and encodes 226 amino acids. The transcript has 6 exons. NCBI's taxonomy places the organism in Eukaryota, Metazoa, Chordata, Leptocardii, Amphioxiformes, Branchiostomatidae. The record is from RefSeq and is a predicted model, not a curated record. Gene Ontology annotation, cellular component: ciliary base; sperm flagellum; acrosomal vesicle.